AUAUACUUUGAUGUAGUGGGCCCUGUUGUUAUUAACCUGUGUGUUUAUAUAAAUAGUGUAUCUGAAUUAAGAAAAACGAUAAUUUUAGAAUUAAAUAACAAUGCUAAUGGUAUAAAAGUGGUGAAUAUAACCAUUCUUAAAGAUCUUCCAUUUUGUUUAGAGAUUAUUUUGAGACCAUAAUGGCGGCGCCCGGGCAGGAAUUGUUAUAUUGCAGUGUUAGAGAGAAGCUGAAAUCACCACAAGAUGCCAUAAUUACCACACUUCAUUGGAGUCUUGUUUCGAAUGGAUACAAAUGCAUUGGAGUUGGCGAAACGGCAUCAGAAAGUGACAGUCAGACUGAGUUACUGCCCACUGGCUGGAAUGAGAGUCAGGACCUGUAUACGUUGAGGUACAGACAGGAGGGUCAGCCGUCCACCGUGUACAUGCUUAAGGUCAUCAGGAUUGACAAUGAUCUGCUGGUCAAUUUCAUGAAUGUUGGAAAUGAGACUGUCGUGAACUUGAACAUCAGAACAAGAGAUUUUACUACGGGUAAUUUGACCUCAUUUGACAGUGCAUUCCAAAACUUGAAUGAGCUUUGUUCACAAUUUAAGAGGGAGAUACUUGAUGCAGUGCUGAAGGGAGACAACAAAAAUGUGUCAACCAGUCAAGUAUCUAGGUCAUCACAAGAAAGAAGAUCACAGGAAAGGUCAAGGUCAUACGAGGAAGAGUAUGACCCACUGCGAAUACCGUCCCGUCGCCCUCACAUGCCGCAGAGGCCACCAGACUGGUCUGACCCUGGUGAUCCCUUCUCUAUUGGGAGGGCUGACCUUGACCCUUUGGGAAGAGGAGGCGGAAUGCGAUUUGACCCAUUUCGAGGAAACCGCCCUGGAAUGAGACCAGACCCAAAUGCUGGAUUGCCUCAUCCUCUGCCUCCGGGAGCCGUACCACCAGGGGCCAGGUUUGACCCUUUUGGUCCUCCAGGAGGUCCCGGACAAAGGCCAGGACCAGAUCCGGACCAUGAGCUGCCCCCUGGGUAUGGUGAUAUGUUUAUGUAACAAGUACUUCCUACACAACCAUUCAAACUAUCUUAUUCUACUUGGUAUCUAUAAAAGACUCCCAAACAAUGUUAUAUCAAAAAGGUCAUUAAAAAAUAUCUAGAGACUUCCUGAAGACUUCUAAUCUUAUGGAGACUGUGAAAUGGAUGUCAUUAAAAAGGAUUUCUUGAAGAUGUCAUGGAGACUAUUAAAAAUACCUGAAGACUUCUAAUUUUAUGAAGACUGUGAAAUGGAUGCUAUUAAAUGGUUUCUAUUGGGUGUUAUGGAGGACAUCAAAACUAAAAACUUCCUGGAUGAUGGAAAAUUUCUGGAGACUUUGUAAUGGAGGUCAUUAAAAGAUUUCUAGAUUAAAAGCUACCUGGAUAAUGGACAAUUUGUGGAGACUUUGUAACGGAGGUCAUUAAAACACUUCUUUUGAAUGCUAUGGAGGCUAUUACAUGAAGAGUAUGAACAAAGCAUUUCUAGAGUUUUACAGACUUGGAAAUGGGUGUCAAUAAAGAUGCUACAUUGCUGACAGAUA
Pecten maximus is the source of this 1554-nucleotide messenger RNA. Its product is annotated as proteasome inhibitor PI31 subunit-like. The transcript has 7 exons. The record is from RefSeq and is a predicted model, not a curated record. The coding region runs from base 180 to 1034 and encodes 284 amino acids. Gene Ontology annotation, molecular function: endopeptidase inhibitor activity; proteasome binding. Lineage: Eukaryota; Metazoa; Mollusca; Bivalvia; Pectinida; Pectinidae. Gene Ontology annotation, biological process: proteasome-mediated ubiquitin-dependent protein catabolic process.